AUGGGCCAAAAGGCCUCUGUCCCACAACCGGGCGCCCAAAUCCAAGUCAUCGGCGCCGGAUUACCACGCACAGGAACCUCAUCAUUCAGCCAAGCGUUAGAAACCCUCCUGCACGGACCGGUGUACCACUGCGGCACGCAAAUAUCGAGAGGUCCACCAACAGAGAUAAAAAGCUGGAUGCCAAUUCUACAAAACUGGCUCAAAAAGGACGACAGCACAAGUCGGGAAAAGAUGCUCACACUCCUGCGCCGCCGAUUGGCCGGCUACGUUGCCAUCACCGACUCCCCAGGCUCCGAGCUCAUCCCGGAACUCAUGGAGCUGUUCCCGGACGCCAAGGUCAUCUGUACAACUCGUGACCCUAUCUCAUGGGAGAAGAGUAUGCUCUAUGUGCAGAGUUUGACGGGUGUUUGGUUUGCGCGUGCUGUCCUCCUCCCGCUGGACGGGAUGAGGCAUUUUAUCCCGUAUGGAUAUUUGCUUGCAGCUCUCUGGGAGGGGCUUUAUGGUGGUGUUGCGGGUCAGCAUGGGAGGGAGACUUAUGCAAGUCAUAUUGCUUGGUUGAAGGAGGUUGUACCUGAGGAUAGGUUGGUUUUCUUUGAUGUCAAGGAUGGGUGGGGGCCGUUGUGUGAGGCUCUGGGUGUGGAGGUUCCGGUUGGUGUGCCAUUCCCGCGAAUCAAUGAUUCAGAGGCCAUUGAGAGGUCUGUAAAUCAUCAUUUACGGAGGGGCCUUACACACUGGGCUUGCAUUUUUGGUGUGAUUGGUGUCGGGGUGGCGGCUUUUCGCGUGUGGAGGUGA
Penicillium crustosum is the source of this 792-nucleotide messenger RNA. RefSeq names its product sulfotransferase family protein. The record is from RefSeq and is a predicted model, not a curated record. Bases 1 to 792 code for a protein of 263 amino acids. Lineage: Eukaryota; Fungi; Ascomycota; Eurotiomycetes; Eurotiales; Aspergillaceae. The transcript has a single exon.